Molecule: messenger RNA, 1608 nt
Organism: Cottoperca gobio
Lineage: Eukaryota; Metazoa; Chordata; Actinopteri; Perciformes; Bovichtidae
Product: leucine-rich repeat-containing protein 27-like
Exons: 11
Coding region: 197-1480 (427 amino acids)
Cellular component (GO): cytoplasm
Molecular function (GO): protein binding
Source: RefSeq, a predicted model, not a curated record
UGCACGUGGACGGUUGCCGUAGUUUGUGUUGACCUCGUUGCCAUGGUUACGACGUCUAACUUGUGAGGCGGUAUCUUAGUUAGCGUGACAUUUCCCAUGAAUGUAUACAGAGAACUAUGUUACUGUGGCAUAUUUUGGGGUUUUUAUAAAGUGUUUAUUUUAAGAAGACACUGAGUUGUGUUUACAUUCUACGAGGAUGUUUACUCAAAUUCCAGAGAAGGAGGUGGAGGUUCCUGACCUGAAGCUAAGUUUCAUCUUUGGAAACAGUGUUGUCUCUCCCCACAUUCUGCCUGAGGAUGCAGAGGCACAGGAGCUCCCAGAAUAUUAUUCAACAGAGACAUUAUGUCUGAGCAGAACUCAGCAAAAACAUGUUGCAGAAAGUAUUUUGAAAAGUAGCACACUAAAGUAUUUAUAUCUUGAAGGCAACCAGUUAUCCAGUAUCCCACAUUCAAUGUUCAUCAGCUUGCCCAAUCUUCUGUGGCUGGACCUCAGAAAUAACCAAAUUGCAUCACUCCCUGCCGAAAUUGGCUUGAGCAGAUCUCUGAGAACAGUACUUCUUGAAGGAAACCCCAUCUCGGAACUUCCAGCAGAAUUGGGAAACGUGAUUACCCUCAAAGGCCUGAACCUGAGGAACUGCCCCAUCAGUUUCCCUCCCCAACACAUUGUGAACCAGGGGCUCCAGAGCAUCCUCCAGUACCUCAGGAGUGAUAUGGCUAAGCGGCCAGUCAGCAGGAGAAGAAGCCCCCCAGAGUUGCCAGUGGUGGAGAAGCUUCAGCUGUCAGAGCUGAUGGGGUCCAGUAUGGAGGAGCAUGAUGAGUCAGUGGAUGAGGACGAGCUGCACAGGUUUAAGGAACUCAAACACAAGAUGAUCCUGCUGGACAAAGCUGAGCUGGGCUCAAAAGCACAGGGAGGUAGAAACCCAAAGUCACUACUUCUUCCUAUUAUCAAAAGAAAAAAGGCAACCACCAAGGCCGGCAUAAUUCCUGAGCUUCCCCUGUUUGACACUCAGCAUUGGAAGAGACCAGAAGAAAAGAGACAGGCUGCAAUGAAAGAACUGAAGGAGAAACAAGCUAUUCUCGAUCAGAGAAAAAAAAGCCAAGACGCUCUUAAGAAGUGGCGUACACAAGCCAAGAACACACAGGAGAAGAAAAUGCCUGAGCAGAAGAAGCAUGCCGAACAAAGAAACCAAGAGGAAGCAGAAACAGACACGCCCUGCAUGUCCAUCACGGAGUGUGAGGAGACCAGAUUAGCCCGUGAGCUGGAGCGGCAGAUCCGUGCCCGUAUUGAGAAGAUGCAGGAGAGACGCAGGAAUCCCAGGGGCACGGCCACCGAGCAGAUGGCAGUUGCAGAGCAUGAUGUGAAGGAGAUGAGGAAGAUACAGGCUCGGCUUCUAGAGAGGAAGAGAAAUCAGGAAAGAGAUCUCGAAAAUCAUUUCACUAUCUUCACUGGCGAUACCUGGCCAAGUUUCAUUGACAAAUAACAGGGAUUGUACCGCCUGUUUCAGUUUGUGUUAUUACGUUCAUACUGAAGUGCCAUUGUAAAGACCCAGACCUUUAUGAAUGACCACUGAAAUGCUAAUAUCAUGAAAAUAAAGAUCACAGUUCUGUU